Molecule: messenger RNA, 354 nt
Organism: Fomitiporia mediterranea MF3/22
Lineage: Eukaryota; Fungi; Basidiomycota; Agaricomycetes; Hymenochaetales; Hymenochaetaceae
Exons: 3
Coding region: 1-354 (117 amino acids)
Source: RefSeq, a predicted model, not a curated record
AUGGGUGCAAUGGUCAACUUACGAGUGAUCCGCCUCGACUACUUACGGUGGGAUGUUCCAUUGCAUAGAAAACAACCAAAUCUCUAUGCCGAAAUAUCUCUCGGCGGUACCCUUCAGAAGACGCGUACGAUCAAGGAUAAAUUGCCCACUUGGAACGAGAUCCUGUCAUUGAACUUACCUCAACAACGCAGUCCACUAAUUGAUGAAUCUGUGAUCGUUUCGAUAAGGGUCCUGCAUAAAUCAGCAAUCCCGAUUCGAGAUGAUGUCUGCAUCGGUUCAGUCAACACUGAACUCCACGAGCUAUCUGGAAGAUGUAUCAAUGGGCCGAGUGUAACGAUUGCACUCUUGUGCUGA